Messenger RNA from Knipowitschia caucasica, 246 nucleotides. The record is from the annotation of a GenBank genome assembly. NCBI's taxonomy places the organism in Eukaryota, Metazoa, Chordata, Actinopteri, Gobiiformes, Gobiidae.
AUGCGGCGCAGCCCCUUGGUUGCCACAGCCCACUGUCCAGAUCUUGUCCCCAGCUGGACCAGAACCACCUCCGACCACCGCUGUCACACCACGGGCAGGAGCUGUAGACACGACACAGCAAAUCACCACAUGAACACCCACGGCAAGGAGAAAACCAGGGAACGUCCCUUUUUACAAACACGUUUCCCGGUCCGGGCCGCUGACAUCUCCGCGGGUGGGUGUGCUGUCGGGAUCAUGUGUGGGUAG